Messenger RNA from Arachis ipaensis, 992 nucleotides. The record is from RefSeq and is a predicted model, not a curated record. Lineage: Eukaryota; Viridiplantae; Streptophyta; Magnoliopsida; Fabales; Fabaceae.
ACACACACAAAAUAUCAGAGAUCAGAGUUGUUCCUCUCUCCUUCAAGGAACUUCUCCAUCGCACGCAUGAGCUUCUUCUUCUCCUUUCCUCACUUACAGUGCCACCGCCGCCACCCUAACCACCGCAUCUACCUUCUCCUUCUUCUCCUCUCUUUUAAAUACUGAACCAGUAGAACAUAGCCCCUGUAUCUCUCGUUCUUUCUCGUUCGCAGAACAAAUCAAGCUCAAGCUCCUAUUCUCUUCAUCUCAGGUGAGCUCCAGCACACCGGCGCCACCUGCAGCAGCGUCUAUCCCCACCACCGCCGCGCCUCUCUCUCUCUCCUUUUAUCCCCACUCAGUUCUGGCUCGCAUAUCUUCUCAGCACCGUAGCCAUCAUCUCCUCCAGUCAAUGCUUCCAGUGUGAUAGUGAUCCUUCUAAGAGGUUCAUCGUUUUUUCCAGAUGAGGUUCUUGAGCGUGUUAUUGGGAUGCUGAAAUCAAGAAAGGACAGAAGCUCUGUGUCACUGGUUUGCAAGAAGUGGUACAACGCUGAGAGAUGGUCAAGGAGGAACGUGUUCAUAGGUAACUGCUAUUCUGUGUCCCCUGAGAUCUUAACCCGAAGGUUCCCAAACAUAAGAAGUGUUACACUGAAAGAGAAGCCACGUUUCUCUGAUUUUAACUUGGUUCCUGCAAAUUGGGGUGCUGAUAUUCACUUUUGGCUUGUGGUGUUUGCUGAAAAGUACCAUUUUCUUGAAGAGCUUAGGCUUAAGAGGAUGACUGUUACUGAUGAGAGUUUGAAGUUCUUGGUGCGCUCUUUUCCAAACUUCAAAGCUAUUUCCCUUCAAAAUUGUGAUGGUUUCAGCACUGAUGGUUUGGCUGCAAUUGCUGCUGAUUGCAAUAGCUGGGAUUGAUAAACCCUAGGAUUGUGAUUUAAUUGGAGGUCAGUUUUUUCUUCUUCAAGCUCUUAAUGAUUUACAAUCAUAGUUAUUAUUUGUUUAUUUAUUUAUUGUUUGAU